Messenger RNA from Austrofundulus limnaeus, 1312 nucleotides. RefSeq lists its product as uncharacterized. The record is from RefSeq and is a predicted model, not a curated record. Lineage: Eukaryota; Metazoa; Chordata; Actinopteri; Cyprinodontiformes; Rivulidae. Gene Ontology annotation, biological process: phagocytosis.
CGUUGCUCACUGCACGGCUGGUUGUUUUUGUCGCUUCAAAGCUAGCUAAAGCCCUUAGCUAAUGCUAAACUGCGUAAACACUUUCAUGACAUUUAUGAUCUUAAAGAAGAGUUCCUGCGCGAUUAAUAUGUACUUAUUUAUCUGAGAAAGGCUAUUCUUAAAGCUGUGAUGGGAUCAUUCCUUUGCGUCCGGUGCUUCUUUGUUAAUUAUUCUUAAAAAUGAACCUAUUAAAUUUGGGAUGUAGCCUUAUGUUAUUAAGUGAGUAAAAGCAUGGCAGACUCGUCGCCUUUGUCCGGGGUUAAUGUGGUUUUGGUGAUGGCUUAUGGAAGCUUGGUGUUUGUUCUGCUGUUCAUCUUCGUCAAAAGACAGAUCAUGCGUUUUGCAAUGAGAUCCCGCCGUGGACCCCAUGCUCCUAUCGGCCACAAUGCACCAAAGGGUUUAAGGGAAGAGAUUGACUCCAAGCUGUCCAAGGUCCACAAUAUUCAUUUUGAGCCUCGUCUCUUAUCAGAAGAGGAUGACAGACUCAGGCGGGGAUCACAGAUAAGUUGCUACAACUAUCUGUACAGAAUGAAGGCUCUGGAUGCCAUUCGAGACUCAGGGAUUCCUCUGCAGGAGAUCAGUGGCAACCCCAGUGCGUUCACCGGUCGCAGCUUCAGGAACUGGCUGGUGGAGCUGCGGAAUUCCCACUCCCUGAUCAAGAGCAGCCGCAGCGCGCUCAUUGACCGCUUACUGGAAGGCUACGACAACGCUCGCCACGGAACCGGGAUGUUCGGGGAGGCAGAGUUUCUUGAAUACCAGCGAGCUCUAAAUGAACUGCUGGACGUUGUGAAGGCCUACUCCAGCAGCACCAGCCUGGACCAGCAGCACCAGUCUGCAGCCAAAGACCUGACGGGCUCCCCGGUCCGCAGCACCCCGUCCACCAUCCAGGUCACCUACCUGCCCUCUACAGGUCAGCGCAGCAAGAGGCCCAAACACUUCCUGGAGCUCAAAAGUUUCAAAGACAACUACAACACGUUGGAGAGCACGCUGUGACAGCCGCACAACAUCGGACAAAGCUACUGUUUUUUUUAAGUUGAGCUUUAAAACUGUAAAUGACAGGUCAAGUUUGGAAAAAAAAACUGCAUUUGAUAUUUUUAAUCCUAAUUUGAACCGACUGAAUCACAGUUAGAGGAUACAUUUAAUUGUGAAUAACCUGGCAAAGACGUUAUUCUCGGUUAAAUCCAAUUUAUUUAAUAUUUGUUUUUACAAAUUCAACGUUGGUUUCUAAGUAUGUUUGUACAGAUGUAGCAUAUUUAUAUAGACAAUUAUAACU